AUGGGCGUCGAUGCCGUUAUUGCGGAUAGAUACCACCAAAGAUGCCUUCGGUCAUUGAUUCCGGCCUUGUCUUCAUCGACUGCAGUAGUUGACGACAACUUACUCGCGGCAGUGGUGAUCCUUCGGUUCACGGAAGAGGUUGACAUCGGUUCCAUGACACUUGAGUCUCAUUUGAUGGGCACUAGGAUUCUUCUAGCUGCCCAGGCGAACGCCGCCGACUUCAGUAGUCUUCGACUGUCGGCAUUCUGGCUUGCACUCCGGCAGGAGAUUUACAUGGCUUUCGUUCACACUCGGCCCGUGCACCCGAACUUCUUUCCGAGCAUCCGAAGGAUAUUGGAACGCAAAGACGCUGACGAUACUACGGCGGACUGUUACUACGCAAAUAAGGUCAUAGGUAUAUGCGCGGCAUGCCUUAGCCACUGCUACGGCCAAGAAAACCACCACGGAAAGUCGUACGUCGAGUUGAAGCAAGAGCUGGAGGACUGGUGGAGGGAAAAGCCGUGGUACUUUCAACCCAUGUGGGCGAACCAGGACGCCGGUUUAUUCCUUCCGGAAGAACAAUACAUUACGGAUGCCGCAGUCACCGGUUUGCAACACUAUCAUCUGUCGCGCAUGUUGUUGAUUGCACACAACCCCAAGGUUCCGAGGCUCGGAACCGCUUUCCGAGUGAUGGAGGAAGAAUUGAAGCAAACUGUCCGAGUGAUAUGCGGGCUUGCAGUGGCAAACGAACGAACGGCACCGGCUCAUGUCAACGGGUGUAUAGCUAUUGCAAUGGCAGGCGACCGGUUUACCGACCGAAAAGAACAGGAGGAGUUGUACAGAAUCCUCCUAAAAACCGAUAGAAGACUAGGAUGGCCUACUCACGCAGCACGAGCCCAACUUAGAGAAGCUUGGGGCUGGGAAGAAGACUCGCCAUCGCCCCCAUCCAUGCCUAUUGCCGGCAUGUUGAACGCCAAUGCCCGGGCGCGCGACGCGGAGAGCACAUAA
Colletotrichum siamense is the source of this 987-nucleotide messenger RNA. RefSeq lists its product as uncharacterized. The transcript has 4 exons. NCBI's taxonomy places the organism in Eukaryota, Fungi, Ascomycota, Sordariomycetes, Glomerellales, Glomerellaceae. Gene Ontology annotation, molecular function: DNA-binding transcription factor activity; transcription cis-regulatory region binding. Gene Ontology annotation, cellular component: nucleus. Bases 1 to 987 code for a protein of 328 amino acids. The record is from RefSeq and is a predicted model, not a curated record. Gene Ontology annotation, biological process: positive regulation of transcription by RNA polymerase II.